This is a messenger RNA of Sinocyclocheilus rhinocerous, 1735 nucleotides long. RefSeq names its product elongator complex protein 4-like. Bases 80 to 1168 code for a protein of 362 amino acids. Gene Ontology annotation, cellular component: cytoplasm; elongator holoenzyme complex; transcription elongation factor complex. Lineage: Eukaryota; Metazoa; Chordata; Actinopteri; Cypriniformes; Cyprinidae. The record is from RefSeq and is a predicted model, not a curated record. The transcript is spliced from 9 exons. Gene Ontology annotation, biological process: tRNA wobble uridine modification.
UCUGAUUGGCUAAGAAAAGAGCAAUUCAGUCGCUGAUUGGCUGUAGCGUCACCGGCGUUGCUGUCAACACCAGAAAAACAUGGCGGCUCCCGUGAGCGGCAUGGCUGGAUCCACCAGCAUAGGCAACGCAACUAGUUUUCAGAAAAAAACCCGAAGAAAACUAGUUUCUAUCCUUGGUACACGACCGUCUGUACAGAACGGACAGCUCUUAGUAUCGUCUGGCGUCAGCUCGCUUGACUACGUGAUUGGUGGAGGCCUGGCAGUUGGAACUCUGCUGCUUGUAGAGGAGGACCGCUAUGACAGCUACUCCCGCAUGCUGCUCAAGUACUUCCUGGCGGAGGGAGUUGUGUGCGGACAUGAACUCUUCCUGGCAUCCGCCCGAGAUCACCCUGAUGAGAUCGUGCAGGAACUCCCUUCUCCAAUUGUGGAUGAUGUUGCCGGCAUGAAAAUCAGCGAGGGUCAGUCUCAGCCAAGUGACCCAGAGAAUCCAGACACAAUGAAAAUCGCCUGGCGCUACCAGAACCAACCAAGAGUUCAGUAUAUUUUAUUCUUGUCAUGUUCUUUCAGUCCGUUACCAGUACCCUAUCAUGCUCUCCUGAAGUCUAUCCAGACGGUCAUCCGGAAAGAAGGGUUUGACGGAUCCACACCACAGUCUAAGGUUCGGAAUGUCCUGCGGCUGGGUCUUCAUUCUCUGGGGUCAGUGCUCUGGGGGGAUGAUGUGUGCUGUAAGGAUAACCCCGCCCACUGCCACGCCCUCACCACAUUUCUCUACGCCCUCCGAGGCCUUUUACGCACUUCACUCUCAGUCGCUAUGGUGACCGUACCCUCCCACCUCAUACAGAACAGAGCCGUAAUGGGACGAAUAAUCAGACUGAGUGACACAGCCAUUGCUCUGGAAUCAUUCAGAGGCUCGGAGAAGGAGACCAACCCACUUUACAAAGACCAUCACGGUCUCCUGCAUGUUCGUCAGUUGCCGCGUCUGAACUGUCUGUCUUGUGAGGUCCCCGAUACGAAGGACUUGGCCUUCAAACUCAAGAGAAAGCAGUUCACAAUUGAGAGACUGCAUUUGCCUCCAGACCUGUCAGAGACGGUGAGUCGAGUGAGUAAAACAGAACUGGCAGCAGGAUGUGGCAGCACUGCCACGGGCAACAAGCACCUAGAUUUCUAGCGUAUUCCCAUUCCUCCUGCACGCUGCACCCCCCGUGAUGUUCAAGGGCAGGAGAGCGCUGGAGCUGCACUACGCCAGCACUAAUUUACGGUCACACCUGCACUGACACACUUACUCUCAUGAUUAGUGAAUGAGAUUAAGAUGGAGCAGCGUUUAGUAACUACACAACAUGGAGAAGCAUACAACACGAUAUUCAGUGUCAUAAACACCUAGCAAGUACCUGUUGCUUUCUUUGGAUAAAACGAGAAUGUGACGCAAAUAACGAUGACGUAGUUUGACUGCCAGUGUCUUUUCAGUGCACGUCAUGGCUUCCUGAUGUUUAUUAGCUUAGUUAGCUAAUAAAUAUUGGGUGUCUAUAAAGUUUCAACCAAAAAUGUAAACAAUGUCAUGUUUUUAUUCACGUUCAAAAAAAGGUUUGUGGCCGAAAACAUUUUUGCCGCCCCCUUUUUCAACCUGGUUGAUUAUUUCUGGUUCGUAAUGUUGUUCUGUUCAGGAUGUAAUUAAAUAAAGCAGAAAUAUAUAUAAAAAUAGGACUUGACACAUCGUUUCUUUCUUUUGCUUAGUGUU